AUGCCCUCCAUCACGGACAGCCCUCCUCGUGCUCCCCCCAUCAAGUAUACCGCUCACCUGGGAACACGCUGGCAAAAGGAAAAGGCUGCUGCUGGAAAUGGUGCCUUUGAAUACCCAGAAGACCCGAGAUUUAUUGGACCAUGGAUCAUUGGCGAGUGCGUUGGCAAAGGAGCGAGCGGUCGCGUCAAGAUCGCAAAGCACCGUCGCACAGGGCAGCUCGCUGCUGUCAAAAUUCUGCCUAUCCAGCCAGUGGUAAACUCUCGCGCAUCUCUUGCUACCCAGCAAGCAAAGUCUGAGAAACAACGCCUCGGGAUCGAUAGGGAAAUUAUUAUGAUGAAGCUCAUGAAUCACCCAAACAUCCUACGCAUAUAUGACGUGUUCGAAGGCGACAAGGAACUUUAUCUGGUUCUCGAAUAUGUCGAAGGCGGCGAGCUUUUUGAUUUUCUUGUCAACCGCGGAAGGCUACCUCCUCUUGAAGCUUUGGCGUACUUCAAACAAAUCGUAUAUGCCCUCAACUAUGCACACACCUUUUCUAUUAUACACCGUGACCUCAAACCGGAAAAUAUCUUGAUACACUCAUUAAACCCACCUACAAUCAAGAUCGCUGACUGGGGAAUGGCUGCCUUCGCUCCUCCUGCCCUACAACUAGAAACCAGCUGUGGUAGCCCUCACUAUGCAAGUCCGGAAAUCGUCAAUGGCUUGAAGUACGAAGGCAAUGCGACUGAUAUCUGGAGCUGCGGCGUCAUCUUGUAUGCACUCUUAACCGGAAGGCUUCCAUUUGACGACAAGAAUGUGAGGACGCUCCUAGCCAAAGUCAAGACUGGGAAAUACGACACACCAGCAUACAUCGACCCUAACGCGAAGGACCUUUUAUCGCGAAUGCUUGUUGUGGAUGUAAACAAGCGGAUAACGAUACCCGAGAUCAUGAAUCAUCCCUGGUUCAACAAACCGACUCCAGGGAUAAUUUAUGCGCCUGCCCCUUCCGUUGCUGAUUUAGCCCGACCACUUGUGUCUGCUGACCACAUCGAACUGGAUCUUUUGGAAUCCCUUCGUGUUAUCUGGGGCAAGCAUGGCGAUGUUCAUAGUGUCAAGGUGGAUCUCCUCAGUCCAGCUGGCGAAGGCACACUAGCUAAAGCAUUCUACUUCCUACUACACCAAUAUCGCGAACAAACUAUGAAGGACAAUGGUAUCAUUCUGGACACGAAUGUGUCGCCGCAAUACAUCGGUGGAAAAAUAAUUACAAAGCAGUAUAUAUCUCCUCCUAUUAAAAGGCAUACUAUACGCGAAGGUGAGAAUACUGUGCGUACCUUACACCUUCAUAGUAGUCGCGAAGCUCCUGCACCGCCUUCCCGGACUCCUUCACCAAGGCCUUCUGGCUUGGCGCCACCCUCUCCAACACGGUCUUCUCGCAGUCGACCGCCCUCUCCUCUUGGUCCACGACCGCUCAAAUUCCGUCCUAUCUCCUCCCCGGUCAUUCCGGGGGAAUCUCCCAAACAAAGGUCUUCGGUCGACGUACCUCCAAUAGAUAUUCCGCACAAGAAAGGGGAUCCAGACAGAUUCAGGGCGUCUAGCGUUCCUAGUGUAUCUCCUUACCUCAGGCCCGACCCCCAAGGCCACUUCGCAUACAAUCAGCGUAUAUUCCAACCUCUGCAUGUUCCGGCAUCUCCCCCGAUCAGUUCGGUGGUACGUUUUCCUGUUUCGCCCGCACGCCAUUCUGCUCGCCCUGUCUUGACCUCGAGCACCAUUCACUCGCCUGUUCCGGUCUCCCCUACUUCUACCCGCGAGCAGAUCCCUCUUUUAGAAGCCCCUAGGAUUCAUGACAGGAGCAUUCAAAGCACCAUGGACCAUAUUACUGAAAGGGUAAAUGUAUUGGUAACCCGUGGAAACUCUGUACGUGGACGCCCAGCUCAGUCGCCUGUUCUGGGAAAUGUCGACACUUUCACUAUGGUCGAUCGGCCGUCUCACUUGGGUCGCUCUCGUACAGGACCUACUAUUCGUGAGGAUGAAAAUCGUCACGGACGCCAUGUGGACAAGGAAAACAGGGAUGAAAACGGAAACAAACAUACAUACCACGAGAACGAUAUCAUGCAAAUAUCGGGUGGAUUAGGUUUUGGAAAGGCAAACGGAGGAAAGGUAGGGAGAGAUAUACGCAACAGCAUGCACGGCCAUGACGCUCCUAAACGAGAGGGAACGAAAGACAAGGAACGAAAGGGUCGGACUCCUAAUCUAGAUAUACAUUCACCAGUGCUGCGACCAAGACGCUCGACGCUCGGAUCUCCUUUGCAAAUCCACUCUCCUGCGAUGUCUCUCUUGACUUCCCCAGUUGUGGGGGAAUUUAAGGGGUGGUUCUCGAACCUCUUCAGUUGGAAGGCGCACACCUAUGUCCUCUGUUCGACCGAUAAUAUCUUUACGACGAGGUAUGAAACCACGCGUCUUCUUGAAACGUAUGGCAUCAGUGUGGCCCUUGAGGAGACCGACGGACACGGGCUUUUACGAUGCCGCGUAAACGAUCUUAUAGACACCACAUCAGGAUCCGUUAUCCAAAAGUCUGCUCGUUUCCGCAUAGAAUUCUCUUCGUCGCCAGGAACAUCGCCGCACCCUUCUAAUCCAGGUAGUGCGACUCCUCGCCUGCAGCAGAACUUGAUGUCGCCUGGCGUUGGCUCUGCACGAUAUAGCAUGUCGAAAUUCACCACAGGAGGCUUCUCGUGCGCGAUCGUGCUCAUUCAGGAAAAGGGUUCCGUGUCUACUUUUAGGACCGUUUGUCGAUGGCUGCGGGAUGAAUGGACGCUGGACGCCUUGCAGUCUCCUAUAGUUGGCUCUGAUGGAACCAGGGCUUUUGUGGAAGAUGGACAUUAA
Molecule: messenger RNA, 2856 nt
Organism: Serpula lacrymans var. lacrymans S7.9
Lineage: Eukaryota; Fungi; Basidiomycota; Agaricomycetes; Boletales; Serpulaceae
Exons: 3
Coding region: 1-2856 (951 amino acids)
Biological process (GO): intracellular signal transduction; protein phosphorylation
Cellular component (GO): cytoplasm
Molecular function (GO): ATP binding; protein serine/threonine kinase activity
Source: RefSeq, a predicted model, not a curated record